Aspergillus pseudotamarii is the source of this 1452-nucleotide messenger RNA. RefSeq lists its product as uncharacterized. NCBI's taxonomy places the organism in Eukaryota, Fungi, Ascomycota, Eurotiomycetes, Eurotiales, Aspergillaceae. The record is from RefSeq and is a predicted model, not a curated record. The coding region runs from base 1 to 1452 and encodes 483 amino acids. The transcript is spliced from 2 exons.
AUGUCUGGCUUUGAUUGGACCGAAGACGCUGAGGAAGCGCUCGAACAGCAGCAUGAGCGUUUGAAGUCCAAUGCUAAUCCAGCCAGGGAGACUGAGGUGGAUGAUAUAUCCGACGAAUAUAGCGAUACUGAUACCCCCAUCUCUUCUCAACAAGGAGCUGACAUCUCCCCGGUUUGGGGAGGACAUCGUCAUGCCGAUGAUCUUCACGGGAAGAAAUGUCCCGUUGGAGAGAUGGAACUUGAAACGCCAUUCGGAGUAGUGCCAGUCUCUGAACACUAUAGACUUAGUAUGAACCCUUUGCCCCAUAUCGAUGAAGAUCAAGAGGACGAUAUAUAUUAUAACUAUGAAGACAGCUACGAGACUACACAGAUGAAAAGUGAAGUUGAACAAGAGUUUAUAUUUCGCAAUUAUUGUAUGGAGCAUGAUGAAGCAAGACAAAUACACCAUUUCAACUGGCUCGGUUACCCGAUCUACGAGCCCAGUGGGACUCCUCCAGCGAUCUCCCUUCUUUUCCAACUGGCAGACCCAAAGAUGCCUAAUCCCAGAGACGAGCUUCGCAUUCAAUCUAUCUUUGCGAGAGCUAUGAUGUUUAUCGACCCGGUUAUUGUUGAACUUGAGAAAGGUCUGGAGGAUCUGGACCGUGAAGGCUUCGAUCUGGUCCGAUGGGCUACUGGCCGCGUUACCAGAUUUUAUAGCUUACAUGGUCGAUGGACUGACGACCGGUUUGAAUGGGAAGAAUGCAGGACGCCAGAUAAGGGGAUUCUCGAACAGUACCAGAGUGGAUCUGUGGCCUGUGGCAACGGCUUCAUCAGCCUCUGCAACAUCCGAUCUAGGUACCAGUGGGGAUGUCAUAAGGCUCAGCUUCAAGAGAAGUAUGAAAAGGCUUGUCAUGUCGCGGCAGAGAAGUUCUACAUAAAGAGACAAUGCAAAGUCUAUAAACCUUCUUUGCUGAGCCAGUCGAUGAGCUUGAAGAUUUUGGACUGUACUGCAGAAGACCAUACGGAGACGAUCAGCGAUAGCUCAAUCCAUGAGCAAGAGUACGAUGGGAUCUCCGUAGGCUCCCUCGAGGAGAGCGUCGAGGGGCACUGCGACGUGCAACGUAUGGAAAUAGAUGCCAACGACCGUAGGGAAGGAACACAACAAACAAAGUCCCAGCGUUUCGAGAUUUGUACCACGGACGAUCAGAUCACUGACGCUAUAGAGACCUGUGAAGACUGGCAGGCUGUUGUCACAUCCCAGAUUGCAACGGACUCAACCGACACCUGGGAAGCCCUUAGUAGGACGCCAAACGGCGGCCGGAAAAAAGUCUCCAUUAAAAAAGGCCGCUUUGCUCGCUGGAAGGCUAAUCUAAAAGCCUGGAGAGUGACAUUGAAGGGACUGAUGGCCAAACGCUGUCGGUUGGUAUGCAUAAAGGCUCAGAACGUGCUCCGAAAAAGGGAUUUCGCGCGUUAA